CUGAACUUUACUCAGGACGAGAAUACUCAUUUAACAAAGUGGAUAUACAUAUAUAUGGAGCUAUAAAGAUGUUGAGGUCGCUAACGAAGGGUAUAAUUGCACUCGGAUUAAUUUCACUAGUUGUGUUCGUACGAUGGAGUUAUAAUCAACAAAAGGGAGAAUUACUCCACGAGUCGAACGUCGUGUAUAGUGACACAAAUCUAGAGAAAGAGGACAAACAAACAAAUAAGAACAUCGCACAGAAUAACAAUAGAUCAGUCGGAGAGGAUGUAUAUAAGGACAAACAAACAGAUAAGAACAUCGCACAGAAUAACAAUAGAUCAGUCGGAGAGGAUGUAUAUAAGGUGAGGAGGGACCGGAUCACAAAGAUGUGUGCAGAGAACAGAUAUAAGUUUGUGGGCCGACAAGGCCACUAUCAUGAUACUUUGACACGUAUCAUCAUCGACCGAAAACAACGACUAGCCUAUUGUGCCGUACAGAAGUCAGCGUCUACAUUCUGGAAACGUGUAUUUAGGAUUGUGAAUGGGAACUCAGCUGCCGCCUCCCCUUUUGAUCCAUCCGUCUCAGCCGAUUUGAUGAAGUUCGAUUCUUUACGUCUUCUGCCUGAAAAUCAGCGUGAUGCUUUCACGGAGAAAGCAUUAUCGUUCAUGUUUGUUCGGGAGCCAUAUGGCCGGUUAUUUUCCGGAUACAUAGACAAAUUAUUUUCACCUAAUGUCAUAUUUUGGAAGAGUUAUGGUGCAUUUGCGGUAUCGGUUGUCAGAGGGAAUCCAAGCAAAAUGGAUUUGAAUUGUGGUCAUGAUAUUACGUUCAGAGAGUUUGUUAAGACGGUUCUGUAUGACGAGAAACACAAUAUCAGACGGAAUGGACAUUUUACACCCCAAUAUGAACAUUGUGAUAUAUGUCACUACAAGUAUGAUAUAAUAGGUAAACUAGAAACCCUUUCGCAAGACACGAUUUAUCUAUUGGAUCGAAUGGGAAAAACAAGUCUAAGGAAAUCGCUGGAAAAUGAUUUCCAUGGACAGAGUCUGAAUGACACCAUCUAUGAUCAGGUGAAACUGCUAUUUUUGUUUCGGAAGCGUUUCCGAGAAUGUGGGGUUUCAUUCUUUGAAGCGCAAAAACUAAUGUGGAAAAAGUUUCAAAUUAGAGGUAUUAUCAGUAAAAACUCCAAAUAUCCAAUAACAAGAGAGAAAAGUGAGGGACUGACCAGGGAAAUCCUUACAGAAUUAAUAUACAAAGGUAUCGGAGAUGCACGUGACAAAAACGUAGCUAAAAAGAACAAAAACGACGCUUUGUUAGAAGCGUUUUCCACGUUGGACAAAGAAGACAUGGAUAGAUUAAGUAAGAUGUUUGAACCAGACUGUGAAUUGUUUGACUACGACUGUCGACCUUCCAAACUCUUCGAUAUAAACAGUCCUAUAAAGCCCUGGUAUUUUGACAUCAAUACAGUGUGAGACAUCAGUUUAUGUAAGUGUCAGGUAGACGUCAUUGUUCUAUCCGUUACAUCAUUUACACAAAUAAUACGUAAAAGGAUUUCUACGCUCCACCUUGCGGGAUAUUUGAUCCAUUAAGGACCAUACAAGGAUCUCCGUAUAAUAUAUUAUAUUAGCUGUGAUGCUGAUUUUAUACCUAUGCCAUAUUGGUAUGCCAAAGCAAAUCUCGCAGAAAUUUUAUAGGAACUUUAUGCGUUAAAAAAGACUUACAGGUAUCAUUCUGAAUCCGUCUCAGUAACAGUUUAUUAUUGUUUGCUUUUGUUGUUUCUUUAUAUAUAUUUCUCUGUACGAUAUCAAUACGAUAUCAUUCUGCAUCCGUCUUUGUAAUAGCUUAUUUUUCUUUGAUUUUGAUGUUCUGUUAUGCAGACAUUCCUAUUCGAUACUAAUACAAUGUCACUAAUUCAGAUGUAAUUCCAAUUAUAUCGUCGUUGGGUUCAGACCAUCGAGGUACAUGUAUAAAAUUAUGUUGGGAGCUCGAAUCUCCAAAAAUACGUUGUUCAGCGUGUUGGAAACAGCAGGAUGUUCAUUGAUCAUGGAUAAAGGGGUGAACAUUGCAAUCUAUUGGAUUUUGUUUCAUAUCUAUAAUUUGGAACCAAAUCUUUGCCUAACCCUUACCUCUGUGCCGGCGUUAUUACGCCUUCCCCUAGCCAAAUAAUCACAGAAGGAUUUUUUAAUAAAAUCCUUCCUUACCAACGCCAUCAAAGAAAUUAUCCCAUUCUCUAGAAAUAGCACAGACUGCGUUCUUACAAUUUUUAUUUAGCUAAAUAUGAUAAAUGAUUGUAACUCACUCUGAUGAAUACAUCUGUAAAAAUAUUUUUAGAAGCAAGAUGUACAAAUCUGUGUUAAAGUUUUAGGUCAAUGAUUGUGGAUAGUUUAAACCGAUACACCGAAUUAUGUUACUAUGAUUUCGGACAAAAUGCCAUUUUCCUGUAUCAGGACAUCGUAAGUAUACAGAUACACGUGUAUAGAGACAUGUAUAGAACAAUUCUAAAACACCCGAUCGAUUCAGGUUUGUAAAAUCAGUAUAAGAAAGUUGAAUACCUUAACCUUACAUAUCACCUAGUUCUGAUAGGUUUUUUCCUCCAUUUUGCCAUUCAUGUUCAAACUUACCUUAAAAAGUAUCUGCGAAACUAUUAGGAAUAGCACUCCUUUAUAGAUCUAAGUAGAAUAUUAAUAUUACGUAUUUAUGAAGGCAUGUAGUCUUGUAUUAUGUAUGUAGUGCUUAAUCAUGAUUCAGAUAUAACAUUACCAACUCUGUUACAUACAUUGUGUGAAGAUUUUCCAAAAAAA
Messenger RNA from Pecten maximus, 2780 nucleotides. Its product is annotated as carbohydrate sulfotransferase 9-like. The coding region runs from base 69 to 1451 and encodes 460 amino acids. Lineage: Eukaryota; Metazoa; Mollusca; Bivalvia; Pectinida; Pectinidae. The transcript has 5 exons. The record is from RefSeq and is a predicted model, not a curated record. Gene Ontology annotation, molecular function: sulfotransferase activity. Gene Ontology annotation, cellular component: membrane. Gene Ontology annotation, biological process: carbohydrate biosynthetic process.